Messenger RNA from Talpa occidentalis (Iberian mole), 3830 nucleotides. It is a transcript of the gene SNX14, whose product is annotated as sorting nexin 14. Gene Ontology annotation, molecular function: phosphatidylinositol-3,5-bisphosphate binding. Gene Ontology annotation, biological process: autophagosome maturation. NCBI's taxonomy places the organism in Eukaryota, Metazoa, Chordata, Mammalia, Eulipotyphla, Talpidae. Gene Ontology annotation, cellular component: late endosome. The transcript has 29 exons. The coding region runs from base 101 to 2941 and encodes 946 amino acids. The record is from RefSeq and is a predicted model, not a curated record.
GGCUGCGUGGGUCGGCCGCCCGGCCGGCUGGGCGGGGACGCUGGAGGUUGACGGGGUCGCCUCGACCUCGGCUUCACACGGUAGCGCUGCUUCAGCCGACAUGGUGCCCUGGGUGCGGGCGAUAGGGGAGAAGCUGAAGCAGCGGCUGCGGCUGGACGUGGGACGCGAGAUCUGCCGCCAGUACCCGCUGUUUUGCUUCCUGCUGCUCUGCCUCAGCGCCGCCUCCCUGCUCCUCAACAGGUAUCUUCAUGUUUUAAUGAUCUUCUGGUCAUUUGUUGCUGGAGUUGUCACAUUCUACUGCUCAUUAGGACCUGAUUCUCUCUUGCCAAAUAUAUUCUUCACAAUAAAACAUAAACCGAAGCAGUCGGGACUUCAAGAAUUAUUUCCCCAAGGUCGUAGCUGUGCUGUUUGUGGAAAAGUGAAAUGUAAACGGCAUAGGCCUGCCUUGCUGCUUGAAAACUACCAACCAUGGCUAGACCUGAAAAUUUCUUCCAAGGUUGAUGCAUCGCUUUCAGAGGUUCUUGAAUUAGUGUUGGAAAAUUUUGUUUAUCCAUGGUACAGGGAUGUUACAGAUGAUGAUUCCUUUGUUGAUGAACUGAGAAUUACAUUACGUUUUUUUGCAUCUGUUUUAAUACGAAGGAUCCACAAGGUGGAUAUUCCAUCUAUUAUAACCAAGAAACUAUUAAAAGCAGCAAUGAAGCAUAUAGAAGUGAUAGUUAAAGCCAAUAAGAAAGUAGAAAAUACAGAGUUUUUACAGCAAGCCGCUUUAGAAGAAUAUGGUCCAGAGCUUCAUGUGGCUUUGAGGAGUCGAAGAGAUGAAUUGCACUAUUUAAGGAAACUUACUGAACUACUUUUUCCUUAUAUUUUGCCUCCUAAAGCAACAGACUGCAGAUCCCUGACCUUACUUUUAAGAGAAAUCCUUUCUGGAUCGGUGUUCCUUCCUUCUUUGGAUUUCCUGGCUGAUCCAGAUACUGUGAAUCAUUUACUUCUCAUCUUCAUGGAUAAAAGUCCACCUGAAAAAGCAACUGAACCACCUUCCCCUUUGGUUCCAUUCUUGCAGAAAUUUGCAGAACCCAGAAAUAAAAAGCCAUCUGUGCUGAAGUUAGAAUUGAAGCAAAUCAGGGAGCAACAAGAUCUCUUAUUUCGUUUUAUGAACUUUUUGAAACAAGAAGGAGCGGUGCAUGUGUUGCAAAUUUGUCUGACUGUGGAGGAAUUCAAUGAUAGAAUUUUGCGACCAGAAUUAUCAAAUGAUGAAAUGUUGUCUCUUCAUGAGGAGUUGCAGAAGAUAUAUAAAACUUAUUGUUUGGAUGAAAGUAUUGACAAAAUUCGAUUUGAUCCCUUCAUUGUAGAAGAGAUUAAGAAAAUUGCUGAAGGACCUUAUAUAGAUGUUGUGAAACUUCAAACUAUGAGAUGUCUUUUUGAAGCAUAUGAGCAUGUACUUUCUCUCUUGGAGAAUGUAUUUACCCCUAUGUUCUGCCACAGUGAUGAGUAUUUCAGACAACUUUUAAGAGGUGCAGAAUCACCAACACGCAAUUCAAAAUUCAACAGAGGUAGCCUAAGUUUGGAUGAUUUUCGGAGCACACAGAAAAGAGGAGAAUCAUUUGGAAUCAGCAGAAUAGGUAGCAAAAUUAAAGGAGUAUUUAAGAGCACUACAAUGGAGGGAGCUAUGUUGCCUAAUUAUGGUUUAACUGAAGGUGAAGAUGACUUUAUUGAAGAAGGUAUUGUUGUAAUGGAGGAUGAUUCACCAGUGGAAGCUGUGAGCACACCUACUACUCCCCGAAACCUUGCUGCAUGGAAAAUUAGUAUUCCAUAUGUAGACUUUUUUGAAGAUUCCUCAUCUGAAAGGAAGGAGAAAAAGGAGAGAAUACCUGUGUUUUGUAUUGAUGUUGAAAGAAAUGAUAGAAGAGCAGUUGGGCAUGAGCCUGAACAUUGGUCUGUCUAUAGAAGAUACCUUGAAUUCUAUGUACUUGAAUCAAAGCUAACAGAAUUUCAUGGCACAUUUCCUGAUGCCCAGCUUCCUUCCAAGAGGAUCAUUGGCCCUAAAAAUUAUGAAUUCUUAAAGUCAAAGAGAGAAGAGUUUCAGGAAUAUCUUCAGAAACUUUUGCAGCAUCCAGAACUGAGUAAUAGUCAACUUCUGGCAGAUUUUCUCUCCCCCAAUGGAGGAGAAACACAAUUUCUUGACAAGAUACUCCCAGAUGUUAAUCUUGGAAAAAUUAUAAAAUCUGUUCCUGGAAAACUUAUGAAAGAGAAAGGCCAGCAUUUGGAACCUUUCAUCAUGAAUUUCAUUAAUUCUUGUGAAUCUCCAAAGCCUAAACCAAGUAAACCAGAACUGACCAUUCUCAGCCCUACUUCAGAAAACAACAAGAAGCUUUUCAAUGAUCUGUUUAAGAAUAAUGCAAAUCGUGCUGAGAAUGCAGAGAGAAAGCAAAAUCAGAAUUACUUUAUGGAGGUGAUGACUGUAGAAGGAGUCUAUGAUUAUCUGAUGUACCUGGGGCGGGUGGUUUUUCAAGUUCCUGACUGGCUUCAUCAUCUCUUAAUGGGAGCUCGAAUUCUCUUUAAAAAUACUCUGGAAAUGUAUACUGAGUACAAUCAUCAGCAUAAACUAGAACAGCUAUUUCAGGAGCACCGUUUAGUGUCACUCAUAACACUUCUUAGAGAUGCUGUAUUCUGUGAAAACACUGAACCUCGUUCUCUCCAAGAUAAGCAAAAACGAGCAAAACGGACUUUCGAAGAAAUGAUGAAUUACAUGCCAGAUCUUAUAGUCAAGCUUAUUGGUGAAGAAGCCAAGUAUGAAGGCAUCAGACUUCUAUUUGAUGGCUUACAGCAACCAGUUCUCAACAAGCAGCUGACUUAUGUCUUACUGGAUAUUGUGAUACAAGAACUGUUUCCUGAGCUAAAUAAGGUACAAAAGGAAGUUACCUCUGUGACGUCCUGGAUGUAAACAUUGGAUUUGGGAGAGAAUAACCAGUUGAAAUUUCUGCUGUAUUUAAUGGAUAUGUACUUUUUUCCCUUUUACUUUUGUAUAUUCUUGUAUAUAUCAUGUAAUUUAGUUUCUGGAAUUUUGAUUUUUUUUUUUGUUUUAAUAAAGACUAAUACAAACUUAACAAUGAUUAAAAGUGCUUGGGUAUUAUAGCUUUUCAUUUUACACCUGUUAUCUAUAUCAUACAUAGCUUAUUGCUUUUUUCUCCUCAACAGAUAAUUCAUAAUCUCCUUUGCAUUGUAUCAUUUUGAAAAUAGUUUAUGUUUAAUGUGGAAAAACAGGGAGAUCUGAUUUGCUUGCUUAUUUGAAGUAAAUACAUUUUAAUAGAUUUACUUUCCUUUUUUUCCUCAUUUUCUUUUUUGAGCUUUUUUUUUUUUUUUUUCAAUUUUUGCAUAGAAGAGCUGAGUGUAGGCCAGAGAUGUGGGGGUGAGGGGGGUGAGAGGAUUCACCAGAGACAGAGUGGGAACAGAACAGGCAGACUGACUGAAGUACACUGCUGAGGGGAGCAGCGGGCAAGUCAGGAGAGGUCUGCUACACCAUGUGGGUAGCUCCCUGGCCGGGGAUCGAACUUAUGGUGCAGUGGCUGCAGACAGCUUUAUAGGUCAUGUCUCAACUCCUUGCGCCACCAGGGAGGCCCUUACGAGUUAUUCUUAACAAAUGAGGGAUUUCCUCCUACUUUUGUUGAAUGACUGCCAGAUUACACAGUCAUACCUUUUGGGUGUGAAAAAUGAUUGUGUGGUUGUGAACCAUACUCCAUUGAAUCUUCAUGUGUAAUUAUAUUCCAAAGGCUAAUAUCAACUAUUUAGUUAAGUAGAUUUUUGGUUUAUGUAGUCUGUUGUCUCUCCAAAUG